AGUCCACCCAACUCCUUUUUCUGCAUUUGCAACUAUCCACAAUGGAUAGGGGAGCAGUUUGAAGUGGUAUACCACUAAUAUACUUUAUAAUCAAACAUAAUUUUUUAACUUGACAUUAUUUCACAGGUGAUAUUCCGAAAGAGAUUGGUUAUCUUAAUUAUUUACAGGUAUUGAGCAUUGGCAACAACAAAUUCAGUGGACGAUUACCAAGACAACUUUGGAAUGUCACGACUCUUCGUGAAUUAUACAUUUUCAACAUCUCUUUAACUGGUGGUAUUCCGAAAGAGAUUGGUAAUCUUAAUAAUCUAGAGAUAUUAAGCAUGCGUUCCAACAAUCUUAGUGGACCAUUUCCAAGACAAAUUUUGAACAUCACAAGUCUCCGUGAACUAGACCUUGGUGGCGCCUCUUUAACCGGUCCAAUACCAUCCACCAUUGGGAAUCUAUCCAAUUUGCGAGUGCUAGAUAUCUCUUCCAACAAAUUAAAUGGUACAAUACCAUCCACCAUUGAGAAUCUAUCAAAUCUGCAGUGGUUAGUACUCUAUGACAACCAAUUAAAUGGUCCAAUACCAUCCGCCAUUGGGAAUCUAUCAAAUUUGGAGAAUUUAUAUCUCUCUUCCAACAAAUUAAAUGGUGAGCUUCCAUUCUCCAUCUGCAAGUUGAUAUAA
This is a messenger RNA of Salvia miltiorrhiza (redroot sage), 665 nucleotides long. RefSeq names its product disease resistance protein BAK6-like. Gene Ontology annotation, molecular function: protein binding. The coding region runs from base 321 to 665 and encodes 114 amino acids. The transcript is spliced from 5 exons. The record is from RefSeq and is a predicted model, not a curated record. Lineage: Eukaryota; Viridiplantae; Streptophyta; Magnoliopsida; Lamiales; Lamiaceae.